UACACCGCUGCCUUAACGGGUCCCGAAGAUUCAAGGAGAGAGAGAUAUCUGCUGGCGGAAAGGACGGAGUUUACUCGGUCCAGCAGCCAAACCCACCGUAAACCGCAACGAACCGAGCUGUUACCGCAACGGGAGACACUUUGGACCGAAGCGGUAAUCCCGCUCCUGUGUUUGGGUCGGCUGGCACGGACAGGAAUGGCUCGGCCGAAGAAGAAAAGCUUCACUGGCUGUUUGGCAUGAAGCUGAGCGGGUGGGGACAGUUGGUGGGAGACAACACCUCAGAGAGCGGACCGAACGAGGACAAGUGAGGGAGAAGAGGACUGAAGUGUCGCGAAAAGGAACAAUAAUUAACCAGGAGAAGAGAAAGAAGAAGAUGGUGGAAGGGAGAGCUAAUGUGCUGGAGGUCUGGGGGCUGCUGCUGCUCCUGAGCGGAAGCUGUCAUUGCGGAGAAUUCUCUAAACUGGAUCUGAAGUUUUCCAGAGUUUCUGAAGCCUCUCGGCAGACAGAGCACCUCUCCUCCUAUCAGCUGACUGUCCCUCGACCAAUCGGAGGCAGGCUGAGGCGAGACCUGGAUGGAAGACCACCCAACCAGGUGUCCUACCUGAUCCAAGUGGACGGAACCGAACAUGUCGUUCAUCUCCAGAGGAACCAGCUCCUGUUGCCUGCUGACUUCACCCAGUUCACCUACAGUCAGGCUGGAUCCCUGAUCUCCUCCAGACCACCUGUCCAGAACCACUGUCACUAUCAGGGCUUCGUUCAGGACCUGGAGGGCUCGGCGGCGGCCAUGAGUAUCUGCAACGGCCUCAGAGGUGUUUUACAUCUCGGUGAUGAGAGCUACGGAAUUGAGCCGUUAGACUCCGCCCCUGAACAGCACCUGGUGUACCGCCUACAGGAUGUGACCUCACAGCCUCGAGGGUGUGGUACUCCUCACCAUGAGCACGGCAAUGCCACGGAGCGUGCUCAGUACAAACCAGAGGAAAUCCCCCAUCGGCAGCAUGGGAGGGUGAGACGAGCUGUUCUCCAUAAGACCCACUAUGUGGAGCUGCUGCUGGUGGUGGACAAUGACAGAUAUAAUCACAUGAACAGGAACGAAACGGCAGUGAGGGAAGAGAUGGUUCACUUGGCCAACCUCAUCGAUGGUAUCUACAUCCAGCUGAAUGUUCGGGUGGUUCUGGUUGGACUGGAGAUCUGGACUCAGCAGAACCUGAUCAGCACCGAAGGAGGAGCUGGAGAAGUGCUGAGUCGUUUCACUCAGUGGAGGGAGAAGGAGCUGGUUCCUCGCCGCCGUCAUGACUCAGCACAGCUCAUCCUGAAGAAGAGCUUUGGAGUAACAGCAGGAAUGGCGUUCGUCUCCACCGUGUGCUCUCGGAGUCAUGGAGGAGGAAUCAAUGCGUUUGUGAACAACAACAUUCCUGCCUUCGCCUCCAUCGUGGCUCACGAGCUCGGACACAACCUGGGGAUGAACCACGACGACGGACGCUCCUGCACCUGCCCCGCCCCCAUCUGCAUCAUGAACUCUGGAGCCACAGGAUCCAUGAACUUCAGCAGCUGCAGCGCUGACGACUUUGAGAAGAUGAUCCUGUUGACGGGAGGGACGUGUCUCCUGAAUGUCCCCCGACCCGAUGAAGCCUACAGCGCCCCCUUCUGUGGCAACAGGCUGGUGGACUUUGGGGAGGAGUGCGACUGUGGCUCAGAGAAGGAAUGUGAGGAGGACCCGUGCUGUGAGUAUCGGACCUGCAGGCUGAAGCCCGGAGCUCAGUGUGCGUACGGAGAGUGCUGCUACAAAUGUCAGUUCCUACCAGGAGGGACGGUCUGCCGCUCCAGCAGCGACGAGUGUGAUCUACCUGAGUACUGUAACGGCUCCUCCUCCUUCUGUCAGAGUGACAUCUACGUCCAGAACGGACAGCCAUGUCGGAACCAGCAGGCCUACUGUUACAACGGGAAGUGCCAGCACCACGACGGGCAGUGUCGGGCCUUGUUCGGGUCCAAGGCCGAAGUGGCUCCUGAGAUCUGCUUUAAAGACGUCAACAGCAACGGAGACCGAUUUGGGAACUGUGGCUAUCAGCAGUACGGCUACAGGAAGUGUGAGAGCAGAAACGCUCUGUGUGGGAAGCUGCAGUGCUCCAAUGUCCAGCACGAGACGGUCUUCGGCAUCGUUCCAGCCAUCAUCAUCACUCCUAUUGGAAAAGCUAAAUGUUUCGGUGUUGAUUUCAAGCUAGGUUCCGAUGUCCCAGACCCGGGCAUGGUGAACGAAGGGACCAAGUGUGGAGACAACAAGGUCUGCAUGAACUCUGAGUGUCGUAGCGCUGAAGUCCUGAACUACGACUGCGAUGUGGAGAGGAAAUGUCAUGGACACGGGGUGUGCAACAGUAACAAAAACUGUCACUGUGAGGACGGCUGGGCUCCGCCCUUCUGUGAGCUCCCAGGUUACGGAGGCAGCGUGGACAGCGGCCCCACCUGGAACGAUAAGGACACGUCUCUCAGGGACGGCCUGCUCGUCUUCUUCUUCCUGGUUCUUCCUCUGCUCGCUCUGGGUGCGUUUGUUUUUCUGCGCCGAAACGAACUGCUGCGACGGUUUGGGCUGAGCCGUAGGAAGAGGUCUCAGGGAUACCAGGCUGAUGGAGUGCCUCCAGCCAAUCACAGCAGAGCGCCGCCACCUCCUGUUGCCCGUGGCAACACUAAUGACAUCGUCAGAGACGGACAUCAUCAGACCCAGCUGCUGCCGCCUCCUGAGGGGAUGAACACCAACAGGUUGGCUCCGUCCUACGCUCUGAGACCGCCUCCUCCUCCUCUAAAACCCAAACCUCCUGCUGCAUCACAGCCUCUGGUGCCUCAAAGACCCGUCCCGGCUCCACCUGUUUAACCAAUCAGGUGGCUCCUCUCCUCCUCUUCUUCCUUCUUAACUCAGUCGCUGCUCACUCAGAGCUGGUCUCCUAGCAACAGCCAGAACAGCAUCUAUGAGCCAAGAUGGCGUCCAUCUAGCUCGGAGAGGGACCCGACGGGGUGGACAGGAACACAGCGGGACUCCUUUAUGCUCUUUGCUGUCGGGUUCCUCUGCAACUCAACUGGCCAAUCAGACUGAGGAACAUCCAGCCUGAUAAUCUCCUGUUACCUGUUAGCUGCCAAGCAUCAAAUCAUUAAGUAUUAACAACUUUCACACGUUCGUCUCACUCUGAUUGACUGAUAACGGGGGGGGCGGAGCCUGAAACUGGCCUCGGAAUGAAAGCACUGUUAUCAUGUCUGCUCAUCACUGUCAUAGGAAUGUAACGCACCCCCCCACCCCAGACAGCUGAGUGAGGGUGCGUUUGGGUUUCACCUCCUGCACCGCCCGGCUCACCCGGGUCUUUUUCCCGCCCGUAUGCAACAGCGUCCGUGCUGUCCCCCUCUAACUCUCCGUUUACUCGUGUGGUACGUCCCGAUUCAGCGUUGAGCGUGUUCACGCUCGCUAGCUGCACCUGAGGAACCGCCGCCUGACACACCUAAACCGGGUUUUUUUUUUAACUUCACCAGUAAACCAAACGUGAGCGGCGGCGGUGCUGUGAUGACUGAUCCUGGAUCUGCACUGUUUUCAAAGGAUGAGCUUUCAUCUGCAUUCAGCUGUUUAAUAUUUUUGCACAGAAACACGAGGGCUCCCUGACAGGGCUGUCUGCGUGCCGCGUCAUGUUUUCAUGCCAAAGUGAGACAUGGGAACAGGUGAGGCGUUGGGUUCCAGUUACCUGCUGACUCCUCCCUCACCUGAUGACUUAAGAGGAAACUAUAAACUCACUACAAAUCUCCUGCUGGGACUCAAACCAACGCUGAUCCUCACCAAGAUGCAUCCAUUCAUCCACCACUCAAAAUAGGUCCUAACCACAUGCGGCUGCAUUCCAUUUACAAAGAAUAGGGUUUGUUUUUCCACCUGUGAGACUUUCAGCCAUGUCAUUUUAGGGUCUUAUCUCUUUCUGGGUAAAAUAAUUUAAAACGAGCGUUUAGUUAGAGUGGAAUAGUCUGAAAACGAAUCGUUACUCAAACUGUUUUCCUUCAGAAAUACAGUGAUCCCUCGUUUAUCGCGGUAGAUGCGUUCCAGACCUGGCCGCGAUAGGUGAAAAUCCACGAAGUAGGGACACCAUAUUUACAGUACAGUACUAUAUUGAAUUAUCGUAUGAUCACAUUCUCUUUUUGUGGGUAAAACUCAAGAAAAAAAAUGUUUUACUUGUUUUUUUUAUAGUUUUAUUACGAAAAGUGCAUUUUAUGAUGAAAUUGAUGAAAAAAACUGGAAUUUCUUGAUAUUUCGCAUAGAAAAAUACCGCGAAUCGGCGAAUUUCCCUUGAAUAAGGCUCCAAAGAAAAAUCCGCAAAGUCGUGAAGCCGCGAUAAACGAACCGCGAAGUAGCGAGGGAUCACUGUACAGUUAGAUGGCUGCAGUUGGUAACUCCUGCCACUAGAUGGUGCUGUGCACAUUAUUAAAGACCUUUUUUUUUAACCUGUUAAUUUUUUUUUAUUUACAAGCAUUAAUGACUGAUGCACAGUAAUCAUGGUAUCAGUAUAAUGAGCCACUUUCACUGUUUGAUACAAUCUUUGUUUAACAUUUUGCACAGAAAAUGUCGUCAGCAGGGGGCGCUGUUACAGUUCGGUAUAAACAAGGUGGAUCAUCCGCAUAAGGGCUGAUUUCCAUUUAUUUAUGAAGCACUUUACAAACUAAAGCUGCACCAAAAUGUUGUCCGUCACCAUCGAGACACGUGACAUGAUACAAAUAAAGUAAAAGAACUGAUGAAUCUUGUUUUUAGAGUCAAAAUCAGAAGGUUUUAUUACCAUAUGUGUGAGAAUCACGUAUGGCAAUUCUGGUCCAAAUGGAUCGGAACCUUCUGCCAGAUGGGAGCGGGUCAAAGAGACCGUGUCCAGGGUGAGAUGGGUCAGCUGUGAUCCGACGGAGGUGUACGGGUCCUGUAUGGAGGGGAGUUUGCAGCCAAUGACCUUCUCAGCAGAGCGUACGACAUGCUGCUGUGUUUUCACGUCCCUGAUGGUCGCUCCCGCGUUCCCUAUACCUAAGAACCUUAAACUGAGCAGAUCUGAUACGGAGAAGUCUGGUAUUCCAUAAACCAGUAGGACUGGGAUCUUCUCCUCUCCUGAGUUUGGAUCUCAGAACAUCUAAACACUUCUGGUUGUUCCAGAUGAGUCGUGGAAGAGAUCAGACCUUUUAGGUCAGUGGUUCUCAAUCCUGGUCCUGGAUGGCGGGUAUCCAGCAUGUUUUAGCUCCAGCACACGUAAUUGAAUGGUUGAUUCAUCUGUUCGUCAAGUCAUGGAGCUCUGCAGAAGCCUGUGAAUCACCUACUGACUAAAAUCAGGUGUGGUGGAACAGCGAAAAUCAAAAAGGUGCUGGAAAGCAGCCCUCCAGGACCAGGUUUGCCCACCUCUGUCCUACAGCGACAGAGGAACAGGAGGGACUUUUGGAAGAUCUUUGGAUCAAAAGCAGAACUUUAUCUUUGCUACGGACAUCUGGAUAUUUUUCCUGGUGGUUUAAGUAAAGAAUGAAAGGGUUUGAUUAUUCUUGAGGACUUAGAGAAGACUUUAAAAUAAUACUUAUUUACAUAAAAUCUAUCCCUCCUUUGGCCUCAUACAACAGACCACACCUCACAAAUUUGACCUCAUUUGUUGUAAUUUAUCAAUGAUGCUCCAUCUAUUAUUUCUCCAGCUGUUAGCACUGUUGCCUCGCCGCAAGAAGGUUGCGGGUUUGAAACCCGGCUGCAGCCUUGCUGCGUGUUCUCCACAUGCAUGCGUGGGUUUCCUCCAGGUACUCCAGUUUCCCCCACGGAUCACAACGUGCGUUAUAGGCUAACAACUGUACACCGCUUUGGAUGAAAGCGUCUGCCACAUGAAUAAACACAAACAUGUGAAAUGCAGGUAGAAACGGCAGGAUUCUUCACGUUUUAAUCGUUUGCUUGGUUGCUGGUUUGAUGGACGUUAAAGCAACGUUUGUGAUGUGUGAAACUUUGUUCUGUCCUUCAUGAAAAGGAGUCAAAAGCAGACAUCUUGGUUCCUAUCGGUGAUUAAAGGUUAAACGACUCUGUUGGUUUGAGUCCAAACACAAGAUUUGUUUAUUACAGUAAUUUGAAUAAUAACAGUCUAUUAGACCUUUGCGAUGUAGUUUGUUGUAAAUGACUGGAGUUUGGUUGGUAGUUGAACAAUGUUCUGGAAGCUCACAUGGUAUGAACCGAUUUACCGCCCUGAGUUUAGUCUUCCAGGCAGGGAGACUCCACCCCCAGCUGAGAGGGUUUCUGGCUGUCAUGAUUUCUGCCAUCCCCACUCUGUUCAUUCAGAAGUCAUUUAAAGAGCAAGUCACCCCCUACCAGAGUAUUUCUCCACUCCCACUUCCUGUUUGAAAAAUACAACAAAUGCUGUUGCCCAGCAGACCGAGAGGGCUGAGCCACCAACAAAUACACACACAGGCUCACAAUGACAUUGUGACAUCAUACGGUACCAGCUAACGUUCUAGGGUACCUCUUAGCCAAUAGCGAUGGCAGAUUUUAAUUCAAAUGCAGUGAAUUUGUGGUUUUUACCUGACAACGGCACAACACUGACAGUUUUAGGCAGAACAUUUAAAUUUUAACUAAGAUGCACUGAAGUGCAAAACUAUUGACGGCACGUGUCUGCAGCACGAUUAGACACACAUUUAUAGUGAUCCCUCGUUUAUCGCGGUAGAUUCGUUCCAGACCUGGCCGCGAUAGGUGAAAAUCCGCGAAGUAGGGACACCAUAUUUACAGUACAGUACUAUAUUGAAUUAUCGUAUGAUCACGUUCUCUUUUUGUGGGUAAAACUCAAGAAAAAAAUUUUUACUUGUUUUUUUUAUAGUUUUAUUACAAAAAGUGCAUUUUAUGAUGAAAUUGAUGAAAAAACAGGAAUUUCUUGAUAUUUCGCAUAGAAAAAUACCGCGAAUUGGCGACUUUACCUUGAAUAAGGCUCCAAAGAAAAAAUCCACGAAGUCGUGAAUCCGCGAUAAACGAACCGCGAAGUAGCGAGGGAUCACUGUACAUAGUUUAUCAGGAAAAAUAUGUUGAUUUGGGGGUGGCUUGCUCUUUAAUGAUGUUAAACUAACUCAGAGGAAUAUAAAGUGGGCGGUUCACCAGAGCUGCAGUAUUUUACUCUGGUGCCGAGUCUUUAAGGUAGACCUGGUUCAGCGAUUGCAGGGCAUCCAGGAGUUUAGGGGCAGCCUGAGAGGCUAAACUCAGGGCAAAAUAAGUCUCUAUGCUUUUCCGUGUAUGAUGAACCUGUGGAUGAGGGCAGUAUGAUGUCACUACGGCGACACGGAGUCUCGCCUUUUCUAAUCUAAUGAAUGAUUUUCUAUAGGAUGAUGUUUUUGCAGCUAUAAUUGUGUCUGUGGUGAUCCUGGAGUGUCGUGCAUUUUUAUUUUACUAUCAGACUGUUUCUGUAUCCAUGGAAACGUGUUCACCCCAACUCAGUUAUGAUUUCAAACAUUAAAACUUGUUACUCCUCA
This is a messenger RNA of Nothobranchius furzeri (turquoise killifish), 7470 nucleotides long. RefSeq names its product ADAM metallopeptidase domain 9a (gene adam9a). Gene Ontology annotation, molecular function: metalloendopeptidase activity. The record is from RefSeq and is a predicted model, not a curated record. Gene Ontology annotation, cellular component: plasma membrane. Lineage: Eukaryota; Metazoa; Chordata; Actinopteri; Cyprinodontiformes; Nothobranchiidae. Gene Ontology annotation, biological process: proteolysis.